GCCUCCUGCCCGCCCCGCGACGAAUUGUGGGAGCAGUUCACCCCGCGGGCGUGGCUACGGAGGAGGACUGAGGGUUCGGUCAUGGGCUUCCAGCCGAGCCCGGGCCUGCUGGCCUCCCUGGGGGCGGGGCUGCUGACUCUUCUCGGCCUGGCUCUGGGCUCCUACUUGGUUCGGAGGUCCCGCCGGCCACGGGUCACUCUCCUGGACCCCGAUGAGAAGUACCUGCUGCGUCUGAUAGACAAGACGACUGUGAGCCACAACACCAAGAGGUUCCGCUUUGCACUGCCCACUCCCCAGCACAUUCUGGGGCUGCCUGUGGGCAGACACGUCUACCUCUCUGCCCGAAUCGAUGGCAGCCUGGUCAUCAGACCAUACACUCCUGUCACCAGUGAUGAGGACCAAGGCUACGUGGAUCUUGUCAUCAAGGUCUACCUGAAGGGUGUGCACCCCAAAUUUCCUGAGGGAGGGAAGAUGUCUCAGUACCUGAACAGCCUGAAGAUCGGGGAUGUGGUAGAAUUCCGAGGGCCAAGUGGACUGCUUACUUACAUGGGGAAAGGGAAUUUUAGCAUUCAGCCUAACAAAAAGUCUCCACCGGAGUCCCGAGUGGCGAAGAGACUGGGCAUGAUCGCCGGCGGGACAGGAAUUACCCCGAUGUUCCAGCUGAUCCGGGCCAUCUUGAAAGACCCUGAAGAUCCAACCCAGUGCUGUUUGCUAUUUGCCAACCAGACUGAAAAGGACAUAAUCUUACGGGAGGAUUUGGAGGAGCUGCAGGCCCGACAUCCCAGUCGCUUUAAGCUCUGGUUCACCCUGGAUCAUCCCCCAGAAGGUUGGACCUACAGCAAGGGCUUUGUGACAGCGGACAUGAUCCAGGAGCACCUGCCCGCCCCGGGGGACGAUGUGCUGCUGUUGCUCUGUGGGCCUCCGCCAAUGGUGCAGUUGGCCUGCCACCCCAACCUGGACAAACUGGGCUACUCGCAGAAGAUGCGGUUCACCUACUGAGCGUCCCCUUGCUUCCCAUUCCCUGCAGUUGUCCUGGUCAGUACUCGAAUGCUGUAAGCCUUAGGUUUCUUUCCCCACAGGACCAGCCUUUUGUCUUUCUCUGGAGCUGAUUUCUGAACGGCACCUGCAGAGACAGCAUCCUUGUAACCCUGGGAGAGGUCAAGGCUGAGCAUUCCCUGGGAGGCCCCCCCCCCAGAUCUCCGUGAUACAAGGUCCAGCUCAAGCCACAGGACAGUCUCUUCCAUGGGUCAGAAAGGAGGUGGCUAGUUCCAACACUGGCUAGUUCCUGGAUGGCAUCACCCUCUUCUUUGUGUCUGGGGUGGAAGGAACAGUCUGCGAUGGGUUUUCUUACUACUCGGUGCUUACCUCACAGCAGGUUGUGUGUGCGAGUGCAAGUUGAGCAGACUUCUAGAGCUAGUCUUACACAGAUUGCAGGGGAGGAGGAAGUGGCUUUUUCAGACUGCAGACCUCGAGAGAAGAAUCUGAAAUAUGCAUUUGUGUGUCUCUCUCUAUCUGGCCCAGGCUGGAGGGAAGUGUCUGUCCGCAGUCUGAGACUUCUGCUUAUGGCAGGAACCUCUGGCUAUGCAAAUAAACGGGGCGAAGGCCCCAGUGUGACACCUAAA
Messenger RNA from Artibeus jamaicensis (Jamaican fruit-eating bat), 1622 nucleotides. RefSeq names its product NADH-cytochrome b5 reductase 1. Bases 82 to 999 code for a protein of 305 amino acids. Gene Ontology annotation, cellular component: mitochondrion. The transcript has 9 exons. Gene Ontology annotation, molecular function: FAD binding; oxidoreductase activity. NCBI's taxonomy places the organism in Eukaryota, Metazoa, Chordata, Mammalia, Chiroptera, Phyllostomidae. The record is from RefSeq and is a predicted model, not a curated record.